Notothenia coriiceps (black rockcod) is the source of this 1254-nucleotide messenger RNA. RefSeq names its product nuclear receptor subfamily 2, group E, member 3 (gene nr2e3). The coding region runs from base 1 to 1254 and encodes 417 amino acids. Lineage: Eukaryota; Metazoa; Chordata; Actinopteri; Perciformes; Nototheniidae. Gene Ontology annotation, biological process: regulation of DNA-templated transcription. The transcript is spliced from 8 exons. Gene Ontology annotation, molecular function: DNA-binding transcription factor activity; sequence-specific DNA binding; zinc ion binding. The record is from RefSeq and is a predicted model, not a curated record.
AUGGAGGACCACCUGAGAAAAAUGAACCAGUUUUCUUCUGACACAUCUAAUGACUUCACAGAUGGACUGCAAGAAAUGAAUCCAGUCCGAGGUAAAGCACAUGUCGGCAGUUUGCUGUGUAACGUGUGCUCUGACUCAAGCAGUGGAAAACAUUAUGGCAUCUACACCUGCAAUGGCUGCAGCGGCUUCUUCAAGCGCAGCGUAAGACGAAGAAUCAUCUACAGGUGUCAGGCUGGAACAGGCAGGUGCCCUGUAGACAAGGCUCAUCGAAACCAAUGUCAAGCUUGUCGAUUGAAGAAAUGUCUCCAAGCUGGCAUGAACAAAGAUGCUGUGCAGAAUGAGCGACAGCCUCGAAGCACAGCCCAUGUGAGUCUAGACUCUCUAUGUGACCCUAAAAGAGAGCAUCUGGCCACCACACAGGAGCUCACUUCCUCUGCUUGCUACGCAUCAGUCAUCUGCAGACCCCUGGUCACUUCCUCCGUCCCCUCUGCCGCCAUGCAGCCCUGCAGCAACCCCAACAACUACCAGCGCUUUAUGGCCAGCCUGCUGACUGCAGAGACCUGUGCAAAACUGGAGCCCCAGAAUGCGGAGGAGAACAUUGAUUUCACAACCAAUGAUUCAAAAAGAGAUCGGACUCCCUCUGACUGUCGUAUGUCCCCGUACACCUCCAGCUGCUCAGAGAGUAUAUAUGAGACAUCAGCACGACUCCUCUUUAUGUCUGUCAAGUGGGCAAAGAAUUUGGCAGUUUUUGCUCACUUGCCAUUUCGAGACCAGGUGAUUCUGCUUGAGGAAGCUUGGAGUGAGAUGUUCCUCUUGUGUGCCAUCCAGUGGUCCCUGCCCAUGGACAGCUGUCCUCUUCUGUCUCUGUCAGAUCUUUCUCCCACACAUCAGGCCAAGCCCAGCCUGCCCAGAGUUGACCUGCGUGUCAUUGAAGAGGUCUUUAAUCGCUUUAAGGCCCUGGCUGUUGACCCCACUGAGUUUGCUUGCCUGAAAGCCAUUGUACUCUUCAAGCCAGAGACAAGCAGCCUCAAAGACCCGGAGCAGGUGGAGAAUCUGCAGGACCAGUCACAGGUGUUACUAGGUCAGCACAUCCAUUCACUAUACCCCAGCCAAAGUACCAGGUUUGGGAGACUAAUACUUCUGCUGCCAUCGCUCCACUCUGUGAGCUCGGAGAAAAUAGAGCAGCUGUUCUUUCACAGGAUCAUCGGCAACACACCCAUGGAGAAACUGCUGUGUGACAUGUUCAAAAACUAA